AACACUCAAACAUCAAUAAAUAUCAACAAAUAACAAAUACAUAUCAGAGUUAAUCAGUUUCAAGAUAAAAGGAGUAAUGGCAUUUAAAGGGUAUAUCCUAUUUCUAGUUAUGGUCCUAGUGGCCAAUAUGUGUACUCAAAAUGAAGCUCAAUCAGGUUGUACAUCAACGAUCACUAGCUUGAGCCCUUGUCUAAACUACAUAAUGGGGAGUUCUUCAAAUCCAUCAUCUUCAUGUUGCUCACAACUUUCAAGUGUAGUCCAAUCUUCUCCUCAGUGUCUAUGCUCCCUCCUUAAUGGUGGUGGUUCCUCUUUUGGAAUCACUAUAAAUCAAACACUUGCUCUCUCUCUCCCUUCUGCUUGUAAGGUUCAAACUCCACCUGUUAGUCAGUGCAAAGGUGGCAAUGGACAGACAUCUCCAACAAGUUCAACUUCUCCGGCGGGCUCUCCUGUUGAUUCUCCAACUGAAUCACCCGAAGGCGCAAUAACACCUUCUGCUAACUCAGAUUUUCCCUCAGGUGGAGCAGGAUCAAAAAGUAUACCAUCAACAGAUGGUGGCUCAUCCAAUGGAAGCACUAUUGAAGUCUCGUUCAACUUGUUUCUUUCACUUCUUGCCAUUGUGUUUUGUGUCAUCACCAAGUUCUGAUUUUGUUCAUAUUGAGAUUUGAGUGCUCAAGUUUUAUAUUUACAUUUCAUUGGCAUAGAAGAUAUAUGUAACGUAGUUGUAUAAUUACUAUGGAAUAUUCAAGCCAAUAGUACAAUUAAUAUGUAAUCGCUUUCCAGAGUAAGAUAAUUAUCAUUUUUUAGUUCAA
Messenger RNA from Medicago truncatula (barrel medic), 809 nucleotides. RefSeq names its product non-specific lipid transfer protein GPI-anchored 5. Gene Ontology annotation, biological process: lipid transport. Bases 77 to 643 code for a protein of 188 amino acids. The record is from RefSeq and is a predicted model, not a curated record. Gene Ontology annotation, molecular function: lipid binding. The transcript is spliced from 3 exons. NCBI's taxonomy places the organism in Eukaryota, Viridiplantae, Streptophyta, Magnoliopsida, Fabales, Fabaceae.